AUGUUGAAAAAAAUCAAAAUUUCACAUUUGAAGCAAGUUAUUUCGCCAUCUAUUGUUCACAUUCAUGUCGACCAAUCAUUGAAUGCAAAACUACUAUCGAUAUACAUUUACACGUCAGCCGUUGUGUCGUUGAUCGGUGGAUCGGAUCGUCACUUAUACAAAAUGUUUCGUGUAGUGUUAGCUGCUCUCACCAUAAUUGCUUUAGUUAACGGUGAAACCUGCGAAUCACCAGAAUUCAAAGUAGUUUCACACUCCACAAGAGAUGCACGUUUAACAGCUGAAUCAGCAGCUCAACUGGAAAUCACUGUUAAGUGUAAGAACGGAAAACAACCAGGAACACUCUACGCAGAUAUCAAUGGUCAAGUCAUUCCAUGUGCACAAACGCCAACAGCUCCUGGAAAAUACUUCAUUGGUGUCGCAGCCAACACACAUAAAGAACUAGCAUCAGGACGUACAAAAAUAAAAUUGUAUGAUGAUGAUUCGUACUCGGCUCUCCGUAAAGCUCGUACAGAAGAUGCAACCAAAGCUGUCAAACCAUUCGGUCAAGUUGAAUUAAAUCAUCCCGGUGUAAGUUAUGGUCCAUGGUUACCCAGUGAAUUCUUUGCUGUUUGUACUUUUGGACUUGUGUGGUGGGCUGCUUAUCGUGAACGAUCGAAAAUUCUUGGUUAA
This is a messenger RNA of Adineta ricciae, 669 nucleotides long. The record is from the annotation of a GenBank genome assembly. Lineage: Eukaryota; Metazoa; Rotifera; Eurotatoria; Adinetida; Adinetidae.